This is a messenger RNA of Drosophila erecta, 2528 nucleotides long. RefSeq names its product phosphoenolpyruvate carboxykinase [GTP] (gene Pepck1). Gene Ontology annotation, biological process: propionate catabolic process; cellular response to glucose stimulus; hepatocyte differentiation. The transcript has 2 exons. Gene Ontology annotation, molecular function: GTP binding; phosphoenolpyruvate carboxykinase (GTP) activity; manganese ion binding. The record is from RefSeq and is a predicted model, not a curated record. Gene Ontology annotation, cellular component: cytosol. Bases 307 to 2250 code for a protein of 647 amino acids. Lineage: Eukaryota; Metazoa; Arthropoda; Insecta; Diptera; Drosophilidae.
AGGGCCCAGAUCGGGGCAGCUGGCAUCAGUUACUCGUGGCCAGAGUAAAUGGAAAGAUCAAGUGAAAAGCCUACUUUCAGUGGUCUGAAAAUCAAGUUGAUGUUUGACAAGAAACUGUGGAAGAACAUAUGAACGCAAAGUCCUCGACAGCAGAACACUAAUUGUGAUAAAAACACCCAAAUUGUGAUAAGCGAAUUAAGCAAAGUGCCAAAAACUCGAUCACGCCAGUAACGCGAAAUUCAAAUACUAUCAAAAAUAUUCCAAACUUUUUUUCGAGAGAAAUUCACAAAAUACAACACCACCAACAUGCCUGAGCUCAUCGAACAAAGCAAAAUUAUCUCCGGCAACGUGUGCGGUCUGCCCCAGUUGCACAAGCUGCGCCAGGACAAUUGCGGUCUGUACAGCCACAUCCGUGGCAUUCCCAUCUCCUAUGGAAAUGUGGACUCGCUGACCGCCGGUGUGCGCGCCUUCGUGGAGGAGGGAAUCGCCAUGUGCCAGCCCGACCAGGUGCACAUCUGCGAUGGCAGCGAGCAGGAAAACAAGAUGCUCAUCAAGAGCCUGCUGGAGGCGGGCACCAUUGUGCCGCUGCCCAAGUACGACAACUGUUGGCUGGCGCGCACCAAUCCGGCGGAUGUGGCCCGUGUCGAGUCGCGCACGUUCAUCUGCACCGAACGGCGGGAGGAGACGAUUCCCACCCCGGUGGAGGGCGUCAAGGGAACGCUGGGCAACUGGAUCUCGCCCAGCGACAUGGAGGCUGCAGUGCAGCAGCGCUUCCCCGGCUGCAUGAAGGGGCGCACCAUGUACGUGGUGCCCUUCAGCAUGGGCCCUGUGGGCUCACCGCUCUCCAAGAUCGGCAUCGAACUCACGGACUCCGCUUACGUGGUGGCCUCCAUGAGGAUCAUGACUCGCAUGGGCGCCGCUGUUCUGCGCCAACUGGCCAAGAAGGAGGAGUUCGUCCGCGCCCUGCACUCUGUGGGCGCCCCUGCCAACGGACAGGUGGAGCAGCCAUCCUGGCCCUGUGAUCCCGAGCGCACCAUCAUUCUGCACAAGCCCGCCGAGAACCUUAUUGUGUCCUACGGAUCCGGCUACGGCGGCAACUCGCUGCUGGGCAAGAAGUGCUUCGCCCUGAGGAUUGGCAGCACCAUUGCCAAGCGGGAGGGCUGGCUGGCCGAGCACAUGUUGAUCCUGGGCAUCACCGAUCCCAAGGGCGAGAAGAAGUACAUCACUGCCGCCUUUCCGUCGGCCUGUGGCAAGACCAACCUGGCCAUGCUGAAUCCCUCGUUGGCCAACUACAAGGUGGAAUGCGUGGGCGACGACAUCGCCUGGAUGAAGUUUGACUCGCAGGGAGUGUUGCGUGCCAUUAACCCGGAAAAUGGAUUCUUUGGCGUGGCUCCCGGAACCUCGAUGGAGACCAAUCCCAUUGCCAUGAACACUGUGUUCAAGGACACCAUCUUCACGAACGUGGCCUCCACCUCUGAUGGCGGUGUCUUCUGGGAAGGCAUGGAGAGCAGUCUGGCCCCCAAUGUCCAGAUCACCGACUGGCUGGGCAAGCCCUGGACCAAGGAUUCCGGCAAGCCCGCUGCGCAUCCCAACUCCCGCUUCUGCACCCCGGCCGCCCAGUGCCCGAUUAUCGAUGGAGACUGGGAAGAUCCAGCGGGAGUGCCCAUCUCCGCCAUGCUCUUCGGAGGUCGUCGGCCCGCCGGAGUGCCCCUAAUCUAUGAGGCUCGGGACUGGACCCACGGAGUCUUUAUUGGAGCAGCCAUGAAGAGUGAGGCCACUGCUGCCGCCGAGCACAAGGGCAAGGUGAUCAUGCACGAUCCGUUCGCCAUGAGGCCGUUCUUUGGCUACAACUUUGGCGACUACGUGGCCCACUGGCUGAGCAUGGAGAAGCGUGGCCAGGUGCCCCAGAUCUUCCACGUCAACUGGUUCCGCAAGAGCGCCGAGGGCAAGUUCAUGUGGCCCGGAUACGGCGAGAACUCCCGUGUGCUCGACUGGAUCCUGCGCAGGGUCAAUGGCGAAGCCUGCUACGUGGACUCCGCCAUUGGACACAUUCCCGCCGAGGGCGCCCUCAACCUCGAUGGCAUGAAGGACAAGGUGGACCAGGAGGAGCUCUUCUCGCUGCCCAAGGAGUUCUGGUCGCAGGAGGUCAAGGAGAUCCGCACCUACUUCGAGUCUCAAGUGGGCGCCGAUCUUCCGGCCAGCAUUUACCAGCAGCUGGACGAGCUGUCUGCCCGCGUAGCCAACUUGUAAGAAGGAUCAAUGAGGAGCGUCCCAUCUAAAGCAUCUUUACCUGCCCACACACCCACACACACACACCUGCUCACCCACUGUGCUAUCCCGUACUGACCCCAUAUACUCACCAACCCAGCUUGAUAUCCUGUCCUAUGCCCCAAUAUCCUUUAGUCGUUUCUCUAGUUCUUAAGCCGAAGACUUCCAACUAUUUAUUAUAUAAGCAGCCAUAAGAUUAGCAAGUAGUGCCAAACAAACAACAAAUAUGAAAAAAUAAAACAACACGAUUUUAUAACCUA